AUGGGGAACAACUCCAGGGCUCACUUAAACUUACUAAUUGCAGCUUCACAGCGCGCAUUUUCAGCCAAGGCGGGUUGUGGUGGCAUAGCUGGCCCGAAAAUAACGGGUGUGCUACGUUUUUAUAAGGAUGUCGACGUUAAAGAGAUACCGGAGCCAACGGUAGAGGAUGGAGUGGAGCCACGCAAGCUUUAUGCCGUCACGCUUGACGGUAAGACGAUUAAGACGCCGCGACAGCAACCUGUCCACCUUCCUACACCAGCCAUGGCGUAUUCGGUUGCCCACGAGUGGGAUGCACAGAUUCACGAUAUCCGUCCAGCCACAAUGCCCAUUAUGACUUUGGCGUCCACGGCCUUAGAUCUUGUGUAUACGUCCAGUAGUCAGGAAACCAUCGACGAGAUGAUGCACUAUUUGAAUACAGAUACAAUAUGCUACGAGGUAACGGCAGAUAAACAGGAGAAGCUUGUGAUGCUGCAGCAAAAAAAGUGGAAGCCCAUUCGCAAGUGGUUUAGUGAUACAUUCGAGGGCGAAGUGGACGUGAGCUACGGUAGCAUUGACCAACUGGCACAUGAUCAGCAGCUUCUGACAAAUGUGCGCGCGCAUCUGGAAACGGUAUUGCAUGUGAUUGAUAUUAUGAAGACAGUGCGUACGCUGACAAAGGAGUGCAAGUCUUUGAUCACUGCGUUGGCCGUCUUUAAACGUCACAUUACGGCAAAGGAAGCAGUCGACGUCAGCCGCUUGGAAGAAGAAUUUCAGAUCAGCAACUGGGGACUUGUUGAGGGAGGUCACGAUCUCGAUCGCGUUAAUUGCGCCAUGAAAGUUUCGAGCGCAUCCUUUUUGCUCUAUUUGCUAGAGAAUAAGCAUUGA
Molecule: messenger RNA, 864 nt
Organism: Plasmopara halstedii
Lineage: Eukaryota; Oomycota; Peronosporomycetes; Peronosporales; Peronosporaceae
Product: atp synthase mitochondrial f1 complex assembly factor 2
Exons: 3
Coding region: 1-864 (287 amino acids)
Biological process (GO): mitochondrial proton-transporting ATP synthase complex assembly
Cellular component (GO): mitochondrion
Source: RefSeq, a predicted model, not a curated record